Messenger RNA from Odobenus rosmarus divergens (Pacific walrus), 894 nucleotides. RefSeq names its product kallikrein-7-like. The record is from RefSeq and is a predicted model, not a curated record. The transcript has a single exon. The coding region runs from base 1 to 762 and encodes 253 amino acids. Lineage: Eukaryota; Metazoa; Chordata; Mammalia; Carnivora; Odobenidae.
AUGGCAGGAUCCCUUCUCUUGCCCCUGCAGAUCCUACUACUGACCUUAGUCCUGGGAUCUGCUGGCCAAGGUGACAAGUGCGGGGAGAAGAUUAUUGAUGGAGUCCCAUGUACAAGAGGCUCCCAACCCUGGCAGGUGGCCCGGCUCAGAGGCAAUCAGCUCCACUGUGGAGGUGUGCUGCUCAAUGAACAGUGGGUGCUCACUGCUGCCCACUGCAUGAUGAGUGAAUACAACGUGCACAUGGGCAGUGAUCAGCUGGGUGAUAACAGAGCUCAGAAGAUCCGGGCCACAAGGUCAUUCCGCCACCCCGGAUACUCCACUCAGACCCAUGUUAAUGACCUCAUGCUUGUGAAGCUAAGUAGACGAGCCAGGCUAUCGAGUGUGAGGAAAGUCAACCUGCCCUCCCGCUGUGAACCCCCUGGGACCACAUGCACCGUUUCUGGCUGGGGCACCACCACCAGCCCUGAUGUGACCUUUCCAUCAGAGCUCAUGUGCACGGAUGUCAAGCUCAUCUCCUCCCAGGAUUGCAAGAAGGUUUACAAGGACCUACUGGGAAAAUCCAUGCUGUGUGCUGGCAUCCCCAACUCCAAGACCAACGCCUGCAACGGUGAUUCAGGGGGACCACUGAUGUGCAAAGGUACCCUGCAAGGCCUGGUGUCCUGGGGAACUUUCCCUUGUGGCCAACCCAAUGACCCAGGUGUCUAUACCCAAGUCUGCAAGUAUGUCAGAUGGAUAAAUGAGACCAUGAGAAAGCAUUGCUAAUCUCUGCAUCCCUCCCAUCUCUCCAUCCAUACGCCCUCAACAAGAAAUUCAGAGAAAUAAGGAUGUGAUGAACUGUAGUCAUAUUUGACUUUACCUUUCCUCAAAGACGUAUUAAAACCUCAACAAUACGCC